Hypoxylon trugodes is the source of this 3379-nucleotide messenger RNA. RefSeq lists its product as uncharacterized. Gene Ontology annotation, molecular function: zinc ion binding; DNA binding; DNA-binding transcription factor activity, RNA polymerase II-specific. The transcript has 8 exons. The record is from RefSeq and is a predicted model, not a curated record. Gene Ontology annotation, biological process: regulation of DNA-templated transcription; DNA-templated transcription. Lineage: Eukaryota; Fungi; Ascomycota; Sordariomycetes; Xylariales; Hypoxylaceae. The coding region runs from base 674 to 3379 and encodes 901 amino acids.
UUCUUUUUAUUGGCGUGCUAGAGGAACUCAUGGCAAGAGCAUGGUUAUCCCCCUCACCUACCUGAAUACCGGGUCUCCCUAGAAGGAGCGAAAAAGGCCCAUUCCUAGCCCGCUUUCCGCUUCCCAGACCCAGUUCCAGCGACAAGUCCCCAGCAGCAGGUGCACCGCACCCAGCAAAAAAGCUAUUGCUUGACGUCCGUCCCGCCUCCCUCCCACUGCUUGGUGCUUGGGGUGCUGCAAGUACAUACAGUACCGCACCACAGCGAAACACGGCAGGUUCCUUAACCUUAACCACUGGAACCUUAAUCUACCUUUUUUAACAUACAUACAGCCGGAAUAACUCUACCGCGAACUUCUACUCUUGCUCCCUUCAAUUAUUCCUUUUACCUUUAACUUUUAUUUAUCUUUUUGCUUAUUGAUCGCAUAUAUUUCCAUAAAUAUAUCUAUACAUAUAUAUACACGGCUAACCUCUAACUGCGCGGUAUUUUGACGAUCGACAAGGCGGCUGGAACGAAACUAGUACUCCAUUCCCAUUUUAUACAAUUCCGUUGUGCGAAAAAAAUAAAUAAAAGAACGAACUCGAUGGUCAAUUAUUAAUAAAUCGGGAGGAUUAUCGUUGGACCCGACCAUCGAGGGUCCUGAACCCGCAUAAAGACGAACCAGCCAGUCGGCCAUGUCGAACAACGAUCAAUCCGUGAGGAGGCUUCUGCCGCAGAGCUCAAAUUCCUCUUUGAACUCGUUUCAAUUUGCGCCGCAAACUUACCAACCUCCAAGGGAGACCCAGAAGAAUUAUGUCUUCGUGGACGAACAUAACCGACACAAGCGGUUGAAGGUGAUGAGAGCAUGCGAAGGCUGUAGGAGGAGAAAAAUCAAAUGUGAUGCCGCCACAACAAAUACAUGGCCUUGUUCGGCCUGCAUACGGCUGAAGCUUCAUUGCGUGCGACCAAAUGGCCAAUAUGAAGGAUCACCGACGGAUACGCAGUCUUACGAGGCUGGACCGUCAGAAUACAACAUCGCGUCCAGUUCAGAUAGCUUUAGGCAAAUGCCUUUACAGCAACAACCGUCGCAAUCUAUGAUGGGUGGACAACCGAAACCUACUAUGUAUCCGACACCUGGGCCUUAUUCUGAGCAUCAAGGCGUAUAUCCUCCCAUGCCAUACGGGGAUCCGCCACCACCACCGCAUCAACUUCAAUAUACGACUAUUCCUUCCCAAGUGGGUGUUAUGGACCAGUCGUAUGCUGCAUCCAGCGUAUUUCCGACUCCGCCAAUGCACCAGCAUUCUGCGCACUCGGAAUCUUCCCCUGAAUCUUACCAACAAGAUCAGUACGGCCAACAAGAUCUUGCUGAUAUUUUAGGAGCGCUUAAGGUUAAUGAAGCGGGCACAGCCCCGUAUUUAAAUAAUAAGUUGGCCCGUAGCGGAAACGAAGAUGAACCUGUUGUCGAAGAUGCCGAUGAAUAUAAAGACGUAUUACCACCUAUGCCUUCAGGGCCUGGGUUAAAGAUACGAAUACCACCAGAAUUAAUGCCGGACGAUGGAACCAUCUUACAUUACUUUGAUCUUUAUUUCACCAAUGUACACCCCUACGUGCCAGUGUUAAACAAAACCCAAUUAUACCAACAGUGGCAUACGAAUCGAGAGUCUAUAUCACCAUUAUUGCUCGAAGCAAUAUUUGCAGUCGCCGGUCGUCUCGCUGAUGAACCGGCACAAGGACAGCAAUGGAUUGCUCUCGCUUCGAAACACGCCGAUUCUUUUAUGGACGUACCACGUUUAAGUACUCUCCAGGCUCUCCUCAUUAUCCUAAAAGCUAGGGAGGCCUCGCCGAAACGUGGCUAUUACUACCGAUCCUGGAUGUCAAUCGUACAUUGUGUCGCUAUGGCUAAAGAUCUCGGACUCGACGAGCAUUUAGAUACCCAUAGGGCUGGUAAAACCUGUGGUUCUCCCCAUGCUGAAUGUUUAACGAAAAGCCGGAUAUGGCAAACGAUUUUCGUAUGCGAGACUAUGAUAGCCGCACCUCAAGGGCGGCAAGAUCUAUCUGUAGAUUCUGAUAGUGUUGACUUCAGCAUUCCAAGGCCUAUGGCUGGUUGUGACGAAACUGAAUUUCAUGCUAGUCGAAAUUUCGCGUUUCUAGCACGCGUAGCUCGAAAUCUCAACCGGGUGAACGCCGUUUAUGCUAAGAUUAAGAAGAAGAAGGAGUGGGGUCUCGACCCUGAAUUAGUGAACCUCAAUCCGACUAUAACGGGUUGGCUUACCGACCUUCCAAAUGAUUUACAGAUAUCGUUCCCAACGAACGGGUCACCACCAUGGCUUCCAUCACAUUUUAUUGGGAAUAUGCAUUCUUAUUACUAUUUGAGUGUUAUCAUUCUCCACCGACCGCAACUGAGUUUCUUGGAACCGCUGGGUGCCGACGGACAGUGGAAAUCGCACAUGUUCCUCUGUUACUCGUCAGCAAAGGCGUUAUGUCGUCUUCAAGAGUCGAUGCUGCAGUCCUUCGGCUUAAGCGGACUUCAAUGCAUGCAAAGAGGCAUCAGUUUCACCAUCUACGCCAUCCUGUCUUGCAUUGUUCUCCAUCUUGUUGCGUUGACUUCUCCUGAUCCAGAACUCAAUACCGAUGCCCGAGAUUAUUUCACUCGGCAUAUGAGGGUAUUAGAAAAAACGAUGCAAUCUUGGCCACUGCCGGAGAUGCUGAAACAGAUCGACGCCGUACGAGAAGCUUUCUCGGCCGAUAUCCGAAAACCAUUCGUCUUAAAACCAAGCUUUCCUUACGGAAGUCCACACCCUAGUAGUCAUUCGAGCCCGCCUACUGCGAAUACGUUCAAGCCUCCAAUGCUCCAGACCAGUUCGUUGGAUCCAAGCAUGGAUUCACAUACCGGCCAGCAUUCGCAAGUUAGUUAUGCCAACCAUCCUAUCACACCUAUCUCUGCUGGUUCCGUGGACACCAAGAGUGACUCUCCUGCGCAGUCGCUCUCCCUAAUGAAUCCCGGCCAGAGUGCCCAUGCCUCGGCACUCUCGGGUGGGAUACCAUUAGGGGAGCAUCCCACAUGGAAUCCCUCGCGUUUAUUUGAUCAAUGGAGCUCGACUUUCGGUACGCAACAAAUCCAACCCCAGCCUACUUCAGUGGCUCCACAGUCCAGUUCUCUAAGUGUUGCCUCAUCUUCAGGUGCCCCCGAAGUCCCGACUUCCCACGACAUUCAACUCGGAAGCGGGUCUCUACCGGCAGUAACGCAGCCUAUGCCUCAAUAUUCAGCACCGCCUGUGCAAGCUUUCGUAACGCCGGCUAUGUGGCAAGAAUCCGUAGCCAGCGUUUACGAAGGUGGUCUCAAGCGACAUUGGGAUUACGACAACGGCACCUCAAUCUCUGAACCAGUGAAACGCCGCUGA